AUGGGCAGCAACCGUGAGGAGGCUGCUGCUCCCUUGCUGAUGUCUGCAGCAAAAUUUGCUGCGUUUUUGUCCCAGAGAGCUCAUAGCUCUUCUACCCAGCAACCACUACCAGGCGUACAACCUUCCACUGCCACCAUGGCCUCACAUGGCAGCAGCAGCUGGCGGCAGCCCUUGCAGCCGCUACAUCGCAGCAACCGCAGGCAGGUGUGGGAGAAGAUAGAACAGACAUUGGGAUUACAUAUAGCGCUAUCCGAUGACAUUAUGCUCCAACUACAAAACUGGUGGUCGCAUUGCUCGAGAGGGACACUACAAACUCAGCUGACUCAGAUAAUCCCAUUAUUCACUUAUUGGGAGCUAUGGAAAGCUAGGAAUACAGCCAUCUAUGAGGGAGGUGUAUUGGCGGCUAGCCAGUUUUAUCACCGAGUGAUUGAAUUGCUCCAUGGCAUUUCCUUGGCUCAUCCUUUUACCUCGGACUGCAGCAACGGAAUGGAGCUUCAUCGGAUGGUUUGGUUACACAUCUCCAAGCGUUCCAAGCCCACAAGAUGCCUACCUAUGGCUUGGUCACUACCCACAGAGCCAUUCGUAAAACUGAAUGUCGAUGGUGCCUCACUAGGGAAUCCAGGAAGCUCGGGUGGAGGUGGAAUUGUUCGAAGCUCCAGUGGCCAAGUCAUAGCUGCUUUUUCUUCACACUAUGAGUACCAAACCAACAUGAAAGUUGCAGCUAAGGCGCUAUUCGAAGGUCUGAAGCUAUGCUUAGCUUUGGGAUGCAUUCAUGUGGAGGUUGAAAUGGACUCUCUGGUCUUGUUAAACAUUGUGAAAGGCUUGCAUAGCUGGCCAUGGAGAAUUGAUGCAAAGUUUGAGUUAGGUAAGGCUCGGGUUUGGAAGCAGUUUUGGAAGCAGAAGGCUCGGGUUAGGUGGCUUCAGGAGGGAGAUCGAAAUACAAGGUUCUUUCAUUCUGUCGUCAAAAAUAGAAGGGUACGUUCGAUCAUUCACAGGAUUAGAAAUGGGCAAGGGGAGUGGGUGGAGUCGGAUGAUGGGAUUGGAGUAGAGGCGAUACGGUAUUUCGAGGGGUUGUUUACGGAUCAGCGUCCAGCAUCUUCUUCUGAGUUGCUUCAGCAUAUCCCAACAAUUUUGACUGAUGAGGAGAAUGAUUUGUUGGAGCAGUUUCCCUCUGCGGUGGAGAUUCGAAAUGCGGUUUUUGCGAUGGAUGGGGAGAGUGCACCGGGGCCGGAUGGAUAUACGGGUAAGUUCUUUACGGUUGCUUGGUCAGUUGUCGGUGCGGAUGUUGUUAGCGCAGUGUGUAGUUUUUUCUGUGGGGCGGAGUUGCCUCGGGCUAUUACAGCGACCUCCAUUGCACUCAUUCCUAAGGUUGGGCACCCACAGGAUUUUUCUCAGUUUCGCCCGAUUAGCUUGUGUAACUUUGUUAACAAGUUGAUUUCGCGAAUUUUGGCGGAUCGCUUGGCCCGAAUCCUUCCAAGGAUUAUUUCCCCACAGCAGAGUGGUUUUGUUCGGGGGCGGCUUAUAUCGGAUAAUUUCUUGCUGGCUCAAGAGUUGCUCUCUAAUAUAGGGAGGACCUCCAGAAAUGCCGAUGUAGCUCUGAAAUUAGAUAUGUCAAAGGCUUAUGACCGUGUUUCCUGGUUUUUUUUGACAAUGGUUUUGAGGAGAUUUGGUUUUAGGGAGCAAUGGAUUGAUAGGAUUUGGAGAUUGGUCUCGAAUGUUUGGUUUUCGGUCCUAAUCAACGGGGCCAGUGUGGGUUUCUUUAAGUCUACGCGAGGGCUUCGUCAAGGGGACCGUUAUCCCCAGAUUAUUGGAAAAUAUGAAGCAGUUUCGGGGCAGGAGAUUAAUGUUCAAAAGAGUGGGUUCAUGGUGCAUGCUAAACUGCCUAGUCAGUGUGUGGCAAGGAUUCGACGGGUAACUGGAUUUGGUCUGAAGUCGUUUCCCGUGCGUUACUUGGGGUGUCCGCUUUUUGUGGGGCGCCGGAAGUGUCUAUACUUCAUGGAGCUGGUACAGUCAGUUAUUUCUAAAGUUUCUUCAUGGCGAUCCAGAUUUCUAUCCAAUGGGGGUCGGAUUGUACUCAUCAAACACGUGCUUUCAGCAAUCCCAACUCAUUUAUUGGCAGCUUCAUGUCCUCCAAAGGGAGUUCUAGCUUUAGUUGAACGGGCUAUGGCAAAUUUUCUCUGGGGGGAGCGGGAAGGUGGCCUCCGACAUCAUUGGAUUAAGUGGGCAGACCUGUGUGCCGACUCGUCACAGGGCGGGGUUGGUGUUCGAUCGCUUCUGGAUGUUCAUACAGCAUUCUCAUUCAAAUUGUGGUGGCGUUUCCGUACGGGAGAGUGUUUAUGGGCGACAUUUAUGAGAGCCAAGUAUUGUCGGCAGAGUCAUCCAUGCAUGGUAGCGGCGGGUCAGGGCAGUUCAUAUAUGUGGAGGCGUUUGCUUCAGAUUCGUGAGGUGGCGGAGCAAAAUCUUUGGUGGGAGAUGCGGUCGGGACAGUGUAAUUUCUGGUUCGACAAUUGGAUGGGUUCUGGUCCUCUGUGUCAACGGUUACAAAGUGUUUCUGAUCACUUAGUUAGGGAUUUCGUAUUGAAUGGAAGGUGGAAUCAACAGUUGCUACGGCUUUGGGUUCCUGAUGACAUAGUAUCAGAGAUAAUUACUAAAGUUGCCCCAGUGGGAUCCGCGGAUGAUCGUGCGGUGUGGGCCUUGACAGAGUCAGGAGAUUUCUCCAUUGCUUCCACAUACGUGCUGCUUGGUAGUCAGACCCCCUCAUCUUUCAUGUUUGAUAGGGUUUGGCACCCUGUAAUUCCAAUCAAGAUAUCAUUCUUCAUGGUAAGAUUGCUGCGGGAUCGUUUACCGUUGGCAUCGUCCCUAGGAAGGUUGCAAGUCUAUGGCCCUUCCAAGUGUUUUUGCUGCUUGGCCUCGCAAUCUGAGUCGUUGGAUCAUGUCUUUGCGGAAGGUGAGUUAGCUCUUUUUCUGUGGACCUUUUUUGGGAAUAGCGCUGGAGUGAGUUAUAGAGGUAUGGGGGUGCGGUCGCGUUUGGCGGCUUGGUGGUGCCAACCGGUUCGGUACUCUCGUCUGGAAUCAUUACAUUCGGUUUUGCCUUGCAUUAUUUGUUGGCAUAUUUGGUUGGCACGGAAUCUUGCAAUUUUUGAAGGGCAGCUCCUGCGUCGACAGACCAUUUGUGACCGUAUCUUGGCAGAUGUCGUAGGACUAUUUUCCAAGAAGUUUGCAGGUGAGUUUUUUGGGGUUGGCUCCUGGUCGACGGUCCUCUCCAUCUUCUCUGGGUGGAGGCCUCGGUAUUCCCAUAGAGUGGUUUGUUGGGAAUUUCCAGUCCAGGGAGCCUUCAAGUUAAAUACGGAUGGGUGCUCGCUUGGCAACCCGGGCGUUGGUGGCGGGGGUGGUGUGCUUAGGGACUCGUCUGGUGCUUUGUUGUUUGGCUUUUCUGUUCCGUUUGGGGAACUUACAUGUCUGCAAGCGGAGAUAAAGGCUUUGGUGUUUGGGGUGCAACAAUGCCGUCUUCGGGGUUUCUCGCGGAUUCGGGUGGAGGUGGAUUCUCUUGUGUUAGUCAACCUCCUGGUAAGACAAUUCAGGUGUCCGUGGUCAGUUCGGUCGGAUCUGGAAUCGUUACGGGCUGUCCAAGGGUUGGAGUGGACGGUGGGGCAUUGUUAUCGGGAAAUGAAUCAAGUGGCGGAUGCCUUAGCCAAGGUUGGGGCACAUUCUGAGGGUAUUAUUUUGUAUACGACACAGUCUGAGUUGCCAAGGGUGGCAAGGGGGGCCUUAGGUUUAGAUAGGUCGCAGAUUCCUGCGAUUCGUACUCGAGCUAUUUCUCACUGA
Molecule: messenger RNA, 3825 nt
Organism: Coffea arabica (coffee)
Lineage: Eukaryota; Viridiplantae; Streptophyta; Magnoliopsida; Gentianales; Rubiaceae
Source: RefSeq, a predicted model, not a curated record